AUGCACCAGCGGCAAAAUCAGCGCGCACGCUCUGCGACGGCCGUGGCCGCUUCGUCGCAGCAGCAGCAAUCCGGCGCGGGCCGCGGGCUCCUGCCGCCGGCCUGGCCGCGCGUGGCGCUGCGGCUGGCCCUCUGCGGCGCCACAGUGGGCACGCUGCUCGAUGGCAUUCACUCCGCUGUGGCGCUCCAGGUUUACGACCUGGGCCCCUUGCGCUUGGAGACGCCGCUCGGCGCACUCGAUACGUCCCUGCUGGUGCCCCCGCUGCUGGCCACCUGGUACGCCGUGAUGGGCCUGCUCUUUAUGGCCGCCGACAGCUGGGCCGCCAACAGCGGCGACGCCGCCACCGCUGCCGCCGCACGCGCCGCGGCCUCGGGCGGCGCAGCACGUGUCGCCGCCGGCUACGCCCUGCUGGCCGCCAACCUCGAGCUCUCGGCUGUUCUAUAUUCGCGCGGCGCCGGUUACGGCCAGAUCCUGGUUGCCCUCGCGGUCACAUGGGCGGCGAGCUGGUGGCUGCUCGACCGUACGAAGCAAGGCGCCGCGCUGGCCGUGCUGUGCGCGAUGGGCGCGCCGGCGGCGGAGCUGCUGCUCAUGUCGGCGUUCGGCACGUGGCACUACUCGCGGCCAGACGUGCUGGGGAGCUUCGUGUCUUUUGUGCCUUGCUGCUACGGCGGCUAUGUGCCGCUGCUCGCGGCCUUCACUCGGUAUCUCGCACAGGAGCCAGAGGGCGGCGGCGCACCGCAAGCCGGCGGUUAG
This is a messenger RNA of Monoraphidium neglectum, 753 nucleotides long. RefSeq lists its product as hypothetical. Bases 1 to 753 code for a protein of 250 amino acids. The transcript is spliced from 3 exons. NCBI's taxonomy places the organism in Eukaryota, Viridiplantae, Chlorophyta, Chlorophyceae, Sphaeropleales, Selenastraceae. The record is from RefSeq and is a predicted model, not a curated record.